Molecule: messenger RNA, 750 nt
Organism: Homarus americanus (American lobster)
Lineage: Eukaryota; Metazoa; Arthropoda; Malacostraca; Decapoda; Nephropidae
Product: proteoglycan 4-like
Exons: 3
Coding region: 1-750 (249 amino acids)
Source: RefSeq, a predicted model, not a curated record
AUGGGGGCGUCUGUUGAUCCCAGGCAGGCCAGGCCAGAAGACCCAAAGCAGGUCCAACGAGCAGAGGACCUAAAGCAGGCCCAAUCACAAGACCGAAAGCAGGCCCAACCAGAGACCCCAAAGCAGGCCCAACCAGGAGACCCAAAGCAAGCCCAACCAGGAGACCCAAAGCAGGCCAAACCGCAAUACCCAAAGCAGGCCCAACCAGCAGAGGACCUAAAGCAGCCCAACCAGCAGAUAAUCCAAAGCAGGCCCAACCGAGGACCUAAAGCAGUCCCAACCAGCAGAGGACCUAAAGCAGUCCCAGAAGACCCAAAGCAGGCCCAACCAGCAGAGGACCCAAAGCAGGAUCAACCAGCAGAGGACUUAAAGCAGUCCCAACCAGCAAAAGACCCAAAGCAGGCCCAACCAGCAGAGGACCAACAUGAAGACCCAAAGCAGGACCAACCAUCAGAGGACUUAAAGCAGUCCCAACCAGCAAGGACCCAAAACAGGCCCAACCAGCAGAAGACGCACAGCAGGACCCAAAAGCAGGCCCAACAUGAAGACCCAAAGCAGGCCCAACCAGCAGAGACCCAACAUGAGACCCAAAGCAGUCCCAACCAGCAGAGGACUCAAGCAGUCCCAACCAGCAUAGGACCUCAGAAGUCCCAACCACCAGAGGACCUAAAGCAGUCCCAACCAGGAGACCCCAAAGCAGGCCCAACCACCAGAGGACCCAAAGCAGGACCAACCAUCCAGAGGACUUAA